AGUACAUAUUGAACGUGGAUACAUAAGAAACUAAGAAGCAAUAUUUUCAGUAAUGAGGCAAUUAGAGAGACGUUUAUUACAUGUCCAGCUAUGAGUAGUAAUCAGUAGCUGAAUAAGAGAGAACAUUGAAAUUAUUCUCUAAGCUAUUCAAAGAGAGUGACUAAAUGCACCUGGGUCAGGCUGUCUGUGGGUAUGAAGUGGUUGGGAGAAUCCAAGAACAUGGUGGUGAAUGGCAGGAGAAAUGGAGGCAAGUUGUCUAAUGACCAUCAGCAGAACCAGUCAAAAUUACAGCACACGGGGAAGGACACCCUGAAGGCUGGCAAAAACGCAGUCGAGAGGAGGUCAAGCAGAUGUAAUGGUAAUUCAGGAUUUGAAGGACAGAGUCGAUAUGUACCAUCUUCUGGAAUGUCCGCCAAGGAACUCUGUGAAAAUGAUGACCUAGCAACCAGUUUGGUUCUUGAUCCCUAUUUAGGUUUCCAAACACACAAAAUGAAUACUAGCGCCUUUCCUUCGAGGAGCUCAAGGCAUUUUUCAAAAUCUGACAGUUUUCCUCACAACAACCCUGUGAGAUUUCGGCCUAUUAAAGGAAGGCAAGAAGAACUAAAGGAAGUAAUUGAACGUUUUAAGAAAGAUGAACACUUGGAGAAAGCCUUCAAAUGUUUGACUUCAGGGGAGUGGGCACGGCACUAUUUUCUCAACAAGAACAAAAUGCAGGAGAAAUUAUUCAAGGAGCAUGUAUUUAUUUACUUGCGAAUGUUUGCAACUGACAGUGGAUUUGAAAUAUUGCCUUGUAAUAGAUACUCAUCAGAACAAAAUGGAGCCAAGAUAGUUGCAACAAAAGAGUGGAAACGAAAUGACAAAAUAGAAUUACUGGUGGGUUGUAUUGCCGAGCUUUCAGAAAUUGAGGAGAACAUGCUACUUAGACAUGGAGAAAACGACUUCAGUGUCAUGUAUUCCACAAGGAAAAAUUGUGCUCAACUCUGGCUUGGUCCUGCUGCGUUUAUAAACCAUGAUUGCAGACCUAACUGUAAGUUUGUGUCAACUGGCCGAGAUACAGCUUGUGUGAAGGCUCUGAGAGAUAUUGAACCUGGAGAAGAAAUUUCUUGUUAUUAUGGAGAUGGGUUUUUUGGAGAAAAUAAUGAGUUCUGCGAGUGUUACACUUGUGAAAGACGGGGAACUGGUGCUUUUAAAUCCAGAGUGGGACUGCCUGCGCCUGCUCCUGUUAUCAAUAGCAAAUAUGGACUCAGAGAAACAGAUAAACGUUUAAAUAGGCUUAAAAAGUUAGGUGACAGCAGCAAAAAUUCAGACAGUCAAUCUGUCAGCUCUAACACUGAUGCAGAUACCACUCAGGAAAAAAACAAUGCAACUUCUAACCGAAAAUCUUCAGUUGGUGUAAAAAAGAACAGCAAGAGCAGAACAUUAACGAGGCAGUCUAUGUCAAGAAUUCCAGCUUCUUCCAACUCUACCUCAUCUAAGCUAACGCAUAUAAAUAAUUCCAGGGUACCAAAGAAACUGAAAAAGCCUGCAAAGCCUUUACUUUCAAAGAUAAAGUUAAGAAACCAUUGCAAGCGGCUGGAGCAAAAGAGUGCUUCAAGAAAACUCGAAAUGGGAAAUUUAGUACUUAAAGAGCCUAAAGUAGUUCUGUAUAAAAAUUUGCCCAUUAAAAAAGAUAAGGAGCCGGAGGGACCAGCCCAAGCUGCAGUUGCUAGUGGGUGCUUGACUAGACACGCAGCAAGAGAACACAGACAGAAUCCCGUGAGAGGUGCUCAUUCGCAGGGGGAGGGCUCACCCUGCACCUACACGACCAGGCGAUCAGUGAGGACAAGAACCAGUCUGAAGGAGGCCUCUGACAUCAGGCUUGAACCAAACACAUCGGAUGACUGUAAAAGCAGCAUGAUGGAACCUUGCCUGGAUGGUGGUGAGCUGCCAGCUCCCAUGGUGCAGGAGGAAGAUCUGGCUCAUGAAACUGCACAAAAGGGGGAAGCAAAGUGUCAUAAGGGUGACACUGGCAUGUCCAAAAAGAAGCCAAGACAAGGAAGACUUGUGAAACAGUUUGCAAAGCUAGAGGACUCCACUCCGGUGCAUGAUUCCCUUGGAAAAGACAGCUUGGUGCCAGAGUUGAUGGGGCCCCGUUCUGACCCGGGGGAGCACAGCGGCACAGGCGGUGUGCCUGUGACCUACACAGACUGUGCUCCUUCACCUGUAGGGUGUUCAGUUGUUACGUCAGACAGCUUCAAAACAAAAGACAGUUUUAGAACUGCAAAAAGUAAAAAGAAAAGGCGAAUCACAAGGUAUGAUGCACAGUUAAUCCUAGAAAAUAACUCUGGGAUUCCCAAAUUGACUCUUCGUAGGCGUCAUGAUAGCAGCAGCAAGACAAAUGACCAAGAGAAUGAUGGAAUGAAUUCUUCAAAAAUAAGCAUCAAGUUAAGUAAAGACCACGAAAAUGAUAGUAAUCUCUAUGUAGCAAAGCUUAAUAAUGGGUUUAACUCAGGAUCAGGCAGUAGUUCUACAAAAUUGAAAAUCCAGCUAAAACGGGACGAGGAGAGUAGGGGGUCCUAUACAGAGGGGCUUCAUGAAAAUGGCAUGUGCUGUAGCGAUCCCCUUUCUCUCCUGGAGUCUCGAAUGGAAGUGGGUGACUAUAGUCAGUACGAGGAAGAAAGUACAGGUGACUCCUCCUCUUCAGAGGGAGAUGAAGAGGAGGAAGACUAUGAUGAUGACUUUGAAGAUGAUUUUAUUCCUCUUCCUCCAGCUAAGCGAUUGAGGCUAAUAGUUGGAAAAGACUCUAUAGAUAUUGACAUUUCUUCAAGGAGAAGAGAAGAUCAGUCUUUAAGGCUUAACGCAUAAGCUCUUUGUCUUAAUUUGACAUGGGAUAACUACUUUAAGGAAAUAAAAAAUUCCAGUCAAUUAUUCCUCAACUGAAACAUUUUAGUGACAGCACUUCUAUUGUCUCUUCACUUAUCAGCAUAAUAUUGUAGAAAGUGUACAGUGUACUGACUUAAGUCUGAUUUGUGUAAAUUUUUAUCGUACUUUUUAAAUAGCCUUCUUACGUGCAAUUCUGAGUUAGAGGUAAAGCCCUGUUGUAAAAUAAAAGCUCAAGCAAAAUUGUACAGUGAUAGCAACUUUCCACACAGGACGUUGAAAACAAUAAUGUGGCUACACAUUUUUUUUUUUAACUUUAAGAGCAUCAGCUGGCUCUUUAAUAUAUGACUAAACAAUAAUUUAAAACAAAUCAUAGUAGCAGCAUAUUAAGGUUUUCUAGUAUAUGCUAAUAUCACCAGCAAUGAUCUUUGGCUUUUGAUUUAUUUGCUAGAUGUUUCCUCCUCGGAGUUUUGUCAGUUUCACACUGUUUGCGGGCCCAGGUGUACUGUUUGUGGCCUUUGGUAACAUAGCAAACCAUUGGUUGAGAGUCAAAUUGGUUUCUUAAAAAAAAAAAAAAACUAUACAUGCGUGACAACUCACUUUUCAGUACGUUGUAUGUGCAAGGGUAGCAGUGUGCAGGAUGAGUUUCGAUACUGUGUAUUUAUUGCUUGUCAUGUAAAUUAAAGACCUUGUAUUUAACACUUUUCAAUCCUUUUAGAUAAAAUUGUUCUUUGCAAGAAUGAUUGGUGCUUAUUUUUUCAAAAAUUUGCUGUGAACAAUGUGAUGACAACAAGCAACAUUUAUCUAAUGAACUACAGCGAUCUUAAUUUGGUCCUUCAAGUCUUCUGUUGCACUUGUAAAAUGCUACAAGGAAUAUUAAAAAAGUCUAUUCACUUUAACUUAUGAUAGUUUAUGAAAUAAAAACAUGAGUCACAGCUUUUGUUCUGUGGUAACCUCUAAAAAUGUUUGUCUUUGAAAUUCAGUGUAAAGAACUGAAAACAAUGUAUAUGUUGUAAAUAUUUGUGUGUUGUGAGAAAUUUUUGUCAUAAGAAAUUAAAAGAACUUACCAGGAAGGUUUUUAAGUUUAGGAAUAUUCAUGCCAAUAAAAUAGGAAAUUAUAAAUAUAUAGUUUUAAGCACUGCAUCAGUGGGAAUUCUUGGCUUAUGUUAGUUUAUUAUGAAAAUAUCAAAGAUUUUUUGACUAUAUUAUCAGUUAAACAAAAAGGAGUCAGAUUUAAUUUGUUUUUUGAAGCACUUUCAGAAGAGAAAUUAAUUUUAAGUAACUUAAUGAGCAAAUUUUGAUUACUACUUAAUGUUCAAUACUAGGCUCUUUCAUUUCUCUGGAUUAUUUUACAAAUCACUGCACAAAGAAUUUAGGAAUAUAAAUCUAACAGGUGUUUGACACCAGUGGGUCUCUUUAUUUCUGGGAAAUGUGUACAUGUACUUUCAGAUAUCCAGUGUUCCUAAGUAAAAUCAAUUUAUGGGAUUUGUGUAGUGUCUGUAGAAAAGUAGCCCAUGUCUAAAAAUAUUAAAAGGAAUCUGCAGAUAAUGAAAAGUCCAGUGGGGAGAACCUCAGUGCUCACUUAUUACUAAUCAAUUCCUACCAGUUUCCAGGUUUGGGAGACUUUAUAUAAAUUAAAUUUCCUUAAAACUAUUGCUAGCAGGUUCCAAAUGGAAAUUAAUAAGAUUCAUGAAAACAAGUUUUUAAAACUUAGAUUUUCUCCUCGUGUUCUGUAAGGAGCCCCUUCUGUCCCUUCUCUGGUCUUGUCCUCGUUGGUUACGGUGCAGUCUAAUUCCUCAGGUAUUAAUUUGGAAGCAUGUGGUCGACUUCCUUCCCCACACAGUCUCUCAGGAGCACCUGUCCCGAGGCCCCCCAGCACUUUACAGACCACCUUCUGUCCUCAUGGGGUCCCUUCCUAGGCGUAGUGAGAGCUGUGCCGGUGAGGAAGAUGAAGGGUAGACCCCGUGUCUGGAGGGUGCCGGAGGACAGUGGGUCACCUCUUUUAUUCCCACCUCAGUUCAGGGUGUUUUGGAGAGGUUCAGAGACUAACUCUUGAACUGUUUAUUUGAAUACCAACAAUAGCCAUUUCAGGAAUUUCACUCUUAAGGAAAAAAUAACACAUUUCCCAUUUUUCUCCAUUUUUAAGCUUAAUUUUAGUAACUUAUUUAUGAUGUUUGUUUUAAUAUUAUUGUGGCCUCGUCUAUUGAGGCUGACCUUCCCAUGGGUCUCAGAGCAGUGACAUUUGGUAACCAAUCACUGCCUCUCAGGAGUUGGUAUGCACAAGCACUCAGCAGCUGCUGCUGAUGCCUUCUAGGGAAACCUGAUUUCCGUUUUGCAAGGUGGGGGCCUCAGAACUGUUCUAGAUCUGCUGUAGGACUAGUGUGUGGAAUGGUGACAUCCACACACGGUUGACCAGUUUGGAAGAGGUUGCAUUCAAUAAAACUUAUAGCUUGAGCUUAUGCAAUGAUUGGUAAAGAUUUUGGCAUUAUAAGAAUUAGGAAAUGAUCGUAGAAGUAUAUGUAAAGUAUUCAAUUUUCAAUCAUUUUUCAAAUUACUGUUUUAAAUUGUUUUGCUGAGUUGUAAUACUUUUGAGAUACAAUGUAUUCCUUGUACUGAAAGAAUGAAAAAGGACUUUUUCAGCAUUUGAGGUAAGUUCUUUAAUGUUUCAUUAAAAACAUUUUUUACAAAUAUUUUGUACAUGCACUUGCAGUAUUGAGGUUAAUCAUUUUAAUAAAUUCGGAAAUUAAAACAA
This is a messenger RNA of Galeopterus variegatus (Sunda flying lemur), 5611 nucleotides long. It is a transcript of the gene KMT5B, whose product is annotated as suppressor of variegation 4-20 homolog 1 (Drosophila). NCBI's taxonomy places the organism in Eukaryota, Metazoa, Chordata, Mammalia, Dermoptera, Cynocephalidae. The transcript has 11 exons. Bases 193 to 2844 code for a protein of 883 amino acids. Gene Ontology annotation, molecular function: histone H4K20 methyltransferase activity; protein binding. The record is from RefSeq and is a predicted model, not a curated record. Gene Ontology annotation, cellular component: nucleus.